Sarcophilus harrisii (Tasmanian devil) is the source of this 5095-nucleotide messenger RNA. RefSeq names its product ribosome binding protein 1 (gene RRBP1). The record is from RefSeq and is a predicted model, not a curated record. Gene Ontology annotation, biological process: protein transport. Gene Ontology annotation, cellular component: endoplasmic reticulum membrane. The coding region runs from base 171 to 4556 and encodes 1461 amino acids. NCBI's taxonomy places the organism in Eukaryota, Metazoa, Chordata, Mammalia, Dasyuromorphia, Dasyuridae. The transcript is spliced from 22 exons.
GAUUGCAACUCCCUGGGCUUCAGUUUCUCCACCUCAGGAAAAUGAGGGGUUUGCACUAAAUAGCCUCUAAGAGCCCUGAUCUUUCCGACUUUUGGACCUGUGGAACUCUUAAGUCCUGGUGCCUUAACUUUCUUGGAACUUCUUUGUGGGUUAAAGAAAGUCAAGCCGUGAUGGAUAUCUAUGACCCCCAGACCUUGGGAGUUAUGGUGUUUGGUGGAUUCAUGGUCAUUUCAGCCAUUGGAAUCUUCUUGGUAUCUACAUUCUCCAUGAAGGAGACAUCCUAUGAAGAAGCCCUAGCCAAUCAGCGUAAAGAAAUGGCAAAAAAUCACCAUCAGAAAGUGGAAAAGAAAAAGAAGGAGAAACCUGUGGAGAAGAAGGGACGGGCAAAGAAAAAGGAAGAGAAACCCAAUGGGAAAAUACCUGAACCAGAAUUGUUUCCCAAUGUAACUGUCAUCUCCAAAGACCCCAUUCCUGAGACAGGUGUGGUGGUGGCUCCUAUUGUGCUAGAACCUGUCAAGUCUUCAAAAUCUCAAGCGGCACUAGCAGCAGUACCACCACCAAAAGCAACAGUGGGGCAACCAACCAAAGGAGUAGCACCCUCACCACCACCAUCAACAAAAGGAGCAUCAUCUCCAACAAAAGGAGCUGCAGCAGCACAGCCAAAUAAAGGCGCAGCAGCAGCACAACCAAACAAAGGAGCAGCAGCAGCAAUACUACCAUCAACAAAAGGAGCAGCAGCAGCACAGCCAGCUAAAGGAGGAGCAGCAGCAGUGCAACCAAACAAAGGAGCAGGAGCAGUGCAACCAAACAAAGGAGCAGCAGCAGCACAGUCAGCUAAAGGAGGAACAGCAGCAGCACAGUCAGCUAAAGGAGGAGCUGCAGCAGCACAGUCAGCUAAAGGAGGAGCUGCAGCAGCACAGUCAGCUAAAGGAGGAGCUGCAGCAGCACAGCCAGCUAAAGGAGGAGCUGCAGCAGCACAGCAAGCUAAAGGAACAACAGUGCAGCAAACAAAAGGGGCAGCAGCAGCACAGCCUAAUAAAGAAGCAGCAGCACAACCAACUAAAGGAGGAGCAACAGCAGCACAACCAACUAAAGGAGGAGCAGCAGCAGCACAAUCAACUAAAGGAGGAGCAGCAGCAGCACAACCAACUAAAGGAGGAGCAGCAGUAGCACAAACCACUAAAGGAGCAGCAGCAGCAGCACAGUCCACUAAAGGAGCAGCAGUGCAGCCAACAAAAGGAGGAGCAGUAGCAGUGCAACCAAACAAAGGAGCACAACCAUCAAAAGGAGCAGCAGCACAACCACCCAAAGCAGUGCCACCACAAACAAAAGGAGCAGCAGUAUCACCAGGAAAACCUGUAGCUGUGGCGGUGGCCCCAUCUUCUUCAGUAGAACAAGGGGCAACAGCAACACCAUUAGGGAAGCGAGCAGCAAAGGCAGCUCGGGCAGCAGCAGCCCAGGCGGCAGCAGCAGCCCAGGCGGCAGCAGCCGCCCAGGCAGCUGCCGUUCAGGCAGUACCAGUAGCGCCAGCAUCUUCAGUGGGGCAAGGGGCACCAGCCCCAUUGGGAAAGCGGGCAGCAAAGGCAGCUCGGGCAGCAGCGGCAGCAGGAGCAGCAGCAGAGGCAGCAGUGCAGGCAAUACCAGUGUCACCAGGAGAGCAAGGAGUAGUAUCAGCACCAUUAGGAAAGCGUGCAGCAAAGGCAGCUCGGGCAGCAGCAGCGGCGGCAGCGGCAGCAGCGGUAGCUGCUGUAGAGACAGCAGUUCAGGCAGUGCCAGUAGUGCCAGCAUCACCAGUGGGACAAGAGGCAGAGGUACCAGCACCACUGGGGAAGCGGGCAGCAAAGGCAGCUCGGGCGGCAGCGGCAGCAGCAGCUCAGGCAGCAGCAGCAGAAGUAGCAGUGCAGUUAGUACUAGCCUCACCAGUAGGGCAAGGAGCAGCAGCACCAGUGGCAUCUGGAGGACGGGCUGCAGCAAGGGCAGCUCGGGCAGCUGCAGCAGCACAGGUAGCAGCAAAAACAGCUUCUGCCCAGGCAGUACCAGUGGUGCCAACAUCACCAGUAGGCCAAGGGAUCCCACCAGCACCAGCCUCAGGGGCUCGGGCAGCAUCAAAGGCAGCUCGAGCAGCAGCAGCAGCAACGCAGGCAGUGCCAGUAGCACCAGUAGCAGCUGUAGUAGCAAGUACCCCUGCACCCCUGCAAGGGCAGCCUGCUUCAUCCCCUAAGGAAAAGAGGAAGAAGGAAAAGAAGGUGGCAAAGGUGGAGCCAGCACCCAACCCUGUUGUGAGUUCCAUACAUGUCCUUUCCUCCAAGUCCUCAGUGCUUGAAGCUGCUCCCAAAGAGGUCCCCGUGGUUGCUGUUCCUCCUGUUGGCACAAAGACCAGUGCCCCUGCUACCAGUCUAGCCCAUGGCAAAAAGGCAGAAGUAAUUGUCAACCAUGAGGAGCCAAAGAAUGAAGUUCCAUCAAAGAAGAAAUCUUCCAAGAAAAAGAGUGAGCCAACUCCAGCAGAUUCUGAUGGCCCCCUCUAUCUACCCUAUAAAACUCUGGUAUCUACCCUCCGAAGUACAGUUUUCAAUGAAGGGGAAGCCCAUUGUCUCAUCGAAAUUUUAUCAGAGAAGGCUGGCAUUGUCCAGGAUACCUGGCAUAAGGCUACUCAAAAAGGCGAUCCGGUAGCAGUUUUGAAGCGACAGCUAGAAGAGAAGGAAAAGCUACUGGCUACCGAACAACAGGAUGCUGCUGCUGCCAAAAACAGACUGAGAGAACUUAAUAAGGAGCUUGCAUCUGAGAAGUCAAAGGCAGCUGCUGGGGAAGCCAACGUGAAAAAACAACUCUUGGCCAGGGAGCAAGAGAUUGUGGCUGUACAAGCCCGUAUGAAAGCUAGUUACCGGGACCACGUGAAUGAAGUGCAACAGCUACAGGGGAAGAUUCGAAGUCUUCAGGAACAAUUGGAGAAUGGACCAAAUACACAGUUGGCUCGUUUACAGCAAGAGAACUCAAUUCUGAGGGAUGCUUUGAACCAAGCAACCAGUCAGACUGAGAGCAAGCAGAAUGCUGAACUGGCCAAGCUCAGGCAAGAGUGCUGUAAGCUUACAAAAGAAGUGGCUGAAAAAUCUGAGGCUGUACAACAGGAGGAAGAGCAGAAGAAGAGCCUGGAGGUCAAAACUGCAGCCUUGGAGAAACAGGUCCACCAGCUGCAGGUUUCUCAAAAAGAAAAAGAAGAUACUCUCCAGAAGAGACUGGAUGAAGUGAGCGGAGAGCUUCGCAAGUCCCAGUCCAUUUACAAAAAUCUUUUGGCAGACUUAGAAAAAGCAAAGGGAGAUCAGCAGAACAUUACUGAAUUGCGUAGCAAAUUACAGUCCUCUGAAACAGAGGUGAAAAGUAAGUCUGAAGAGUUGAAUAAACUCAAAGGAAAGCUGCUGGAGUCCAGUGCAGAGAAUGCAAAGCUCACAGAAAGGAUUAAAUCCAUUGAGACUCUGUUGGACGCUGGCCAGGCCAAGGAAGCCAAAGAUGCACAGGCUAACCAAGCAGAGGUGGACCAGUUGCAAGCAAGGCUUAAAGAGCGUGAGGUCCAGGUAGCAUCCUUGGAAAAGGAAGCCACGGAAUUGAAGGAAGCUGUCGAGCAGCAAAAACUAAAAAACAAUGACCUUCGAGAAAAAAACUGGAGAGCAAUGGAAGCUUUGGCUUCUGCUGAAAAAGGAUGUGAGGAGAAACUGAGUUCUUUAAGCAAAGCAAAGGAAGAAGUCGAGAAACAAUACAGCAUCUCUCAGAGAAAAACAAAAGAAACUCUUCUCUCCCUCUUCCCUGACAUCUCAAUAGCCACCCAGCAGAGUUAUGAUGAGUGGCUCCAAGAAUUCAAAGAGAAGAGCACAGAAGCUGGGAAGCAGAAAUCACCGGCUGAAGUGUCUUUGGAUUUAGCCUCUAAGUUAAAAGAUGCUGAGGAAGCCCAAAAUACUUUACAGUCCGAAUGUGACCAGUACCGAACCAUCCUCGCAGAAACGGAAGGCAUGUUGAAAGACCUUCAGAAGAGUGUGGAGGAGGAAGAACAGGUAUGGAAAGCCAAGCUCACAGUAUCAGAAGAAGAACUACAGAAGUCACAAAUCAAAGUAAAACAUCUUGAAGAAACCAUGGAGAAGUUAAAAGGAGACCUACAGAAUACAGCUCAGGUCAAAGAACAUGCAGCUCUCUUAGAGGCACGGCUAGAAGAGCACAUGUCGGCAUCCACUGCAGAAUGUCAGAAAUACGCAAAAGAGGUGGAGUUGUUGAGGGACCUUUUAACAGAAGCCCGAGAGCAGAUGGAUGCAACUAACAGUGAAGCACAGAAGCAGAGCAAGGAACUCGCCCUGGUCAGGAAGCAGUUGAGCGAAAUGAAGAACCAUGUACAGGAUGGUGAAGUUGUUGGGUCGCAGGCUGACCUAACUGAGCAGGAACCUCUCGAGCUGAAAACACAGCUAGAGCAGACAGAAAUCCUCCUAGAGAAGGAACAGAUCCAGCGGCAGAAGCUUACAGUGGAGUUUGAAGAGGAGGAUGCCGGGAGUGCGAAGGAAGGGACCUCCGUCUGAAGCACCUCUGGACUAAAAGUUCCUUAUUCAACUUUACCAAAAUGCCUUACACAUUCCUUAAAAACAAACCAACCUGAAAAAAUAUACAUGUUCCACAUCCUGUAGCUAUGAGACAGAAGCCAUUAGUGAACCAGAACCUUUUAGAUUCACACAAAACAUACUACAGGCACCACCUUUGUAAGGAAUCUUUGUAAUGUUUUCUAAAACGGUAUUCCCUGGGUCAAGCCCUGGACUGUCAGGAAUCGGACUCCAAAGCCUUUAUUAACUCUUCUGUGUGAACAGAACCCAUGAAUGUGUGAAACCAGGGGAGGGGGCAGGGGCAGGGGAGGGAGAAAAUCUAUGUAUCUGUACGUCAAUCAGUGCAAUUGUUGUUUGUUGGGGGUUGGGGUGGGAGUGACUGUUUCUGCAGAGUCAUUGAGAAUGGGGAGAAAGAGCCAGCUUGAGAGGGAAGUGUCAAGAAAGUGGGCCAUGCAGUUGCCAACAAGACCUGAUUGUGAAUUUCUGGAUGAUACUGCUAUUAAAACCAAUGUUGUAGCCAU